AUGCCUCGUAAGCAGUUCAAGGCCGAUUUGGACGAUGCCAUCAGAGGCAACCACGGCGUCGAAUACAUCGACAACUGUUGUAUCCUUGAGGACGACUUUACAUUUACCUUUACUCACCCAACACUCGCAUCACCAGUCACAAUCACCGCCAGCGUUCCAGAGCAAUCCGACUAUCCCACUGCUCAUUACUACAGUCUCUUCUGCGAGGACAACGCAUCCAAGGAUGUUGCCGACAUCAUAGACAGCCUUGGCCAGCCAGCAAGCAUGACUAUCAACCAGUUCCUCUCCCAUGUCUCGGGCGCUCUUUCUGGCUCAACUGACCCCGCGUCUGAUGCAGAGCCAUUGCAAGACCACGACUCGGAUGACGACCUUGAUGACGAUGAUGAAGACAUCUAUGGUGGAGGCCUUGACAACAACCCUUCACAGCCCGUCUUUGCCAUGCCUACCAAGACCACCCGCGCAGACCCAUCGAGUCAGUUCCAAUCCCGCAUCCGCAGCGAUCUCAGACAGGCCAAGAAUGCCGGUUUCAAGAUCGCUUGCUUUGGUGGUCUUCUCGAUAACUACAGCUGUGUCAUUUCGGUAUCCGUCUCUGCCCGCAAGCUCGGCAUCUCGGAAGAGGCUAUGCAGGCCUGGCGCAUUGAGCCUUCCGACUACAUCAUCUUACUGAUCCAGUACAAGGAAGGUUACAAGACCAAGGAAGAACUGCUCACUCUUGCCCCAGCCUCUGUGCCCACACAUCUAGACAUGCGCGUGGGCGCCUCCAAGAACUACAAACCAACACAAGAACAAGUCAUCAACGCCUUCAACGCCACUGGUACACCAACCACUCCAGACAGUGGCUUGACACAAUAUCGUGACACUUUCAUCUCCAAACCUCUCAAGGAUCUCUUGUCCGAGCGACUUGUCUACGUCGUACGCUACAGAGAUGCCGGCAUGUCGUGGCAGGGCGCCGAGGACUCGUACAGAAUGAGGCAGGCCGACCCCGACGCAGACGUGUGCGCUGUUGCUCGACAUUUCGAGCAGGAAGAAGCGCCAAGUUACCCUGCUAUUGUUAAUGCGGACCACCUGGAUGAUCGCUCUGCAACGCACUCCUUCCCUCUCGCCGCUGUGCAAUUCACGCUGCGCCACUUCGUUCGCUGUACGGAGUUCUGUCUCGUCUGCCACAAGAAACUUUCCACUUUGGUCGAAGCACUCAAGCCUUACGUUUGCGAUGAACCCCUCUGUCUUUAUCAGUACAUGACUCUCGGAUUUGGUCCAUCGAUUGAGCACGAGAUCAUGCAUCAAGACAAGGUCGUUGACUUGCUCCUGAGCUUUUGCUACAGCAGCGCCUCUUUGGGAAGACUCAAGGACUUCCCUACUGGUCUUGCUCUGAGCUUGCCCCGUUCUAUCGCCUUGCCAAUACAAUCACAGGCUCGCCCAAACCUCAACAUAUCUGUGCAACCCUCAGUGCCUUCUCCAUUAGCGUCUGAGGGUCGACUCCAGGCUCGCUUUGACAUGAGCAAGUCUGAGAUUCUGUUCGAAGACGCAAACUCAGCUUGUCCUCUCAAGAAAGGUGAUUGGAUCGUUGUCGAGCUGCCGGACGAAAUGGGAAGCCCCAUGUUCCAUUGCAGAAUCCAAGACACGCUCGGGCCCUCUGCUAAAACCGGCCCUCUGAUCGGACAAGGCACCCAGAAGGAGUCCAGCACUGCUAGAUGGUCCACGGCCUUUAUCGACAAGUACAACACCAACUUUGAUGACUUGUCCGAAGCCAACAAACGCGGUGCUGUACAGCGUCUGCUGGCUUUGCUUCCAUCGGUUCAAAGUAUGAAGACCUACCUCCAGGAACAGAGUACACCAGACCUGUCUCGAUGGGUCGAUACCAUUUCACCGGCUGCACUAUCCAUCUUACGCUGGACUUUGGCCUCGAAUCGUUCCUGUAUUGUCGAGGUCGAACAACACAAGGCGGUACAUGGUAUGUCGGGGUACGUUCAAUUCCGCUUCGCUAUGGGUGCACCCGACAAGGAAGCUCGUUUCUUGAAGGCUGUCAAGGAGACCGCAGCCCGACUCAAGUCCAAAUAUCCAACAUUCUACGCCUGGCACGGUAGCGGUCUUCAGAAUUCGCACAGUAUCAUCCGCGAGGGUUUACAUUUCAACGAGACCAUCAAUGGCCGCGCCUUCGGGAAUGGGGUUUACCACUCUCCACAUUACGCUACAUCACUUGGUUACUCUAGCAUGCACUACCAAGGAAGUGUACCAGGACCAUACAUGUGGCCAAACUCGGGCUUGCAGAUCUCGGGAGCCAUGGCUCUCAAUGAGAUCGUCAAUGCGCCUAACGAAUUUUUUGACCAGCUGCCAGAGCACAAGCUAGAGCAGGACCCUAGCCGCAUCCCGACCGGCGAGAAAUCACAGAUAGUCAUUCCAGCACUGCGUGUCGUCAAGGCUGUGAAGCGUAAGCUGACCAGUUCCAAGUCGCCUGGUCCGAAGAAGACGAAGAAGGUCAAGAAAGGCCUGUGGAGUAAAAUUACCACAAAGACGCCAGUGGUUGACUUGACAAGCGACGCCGAUGAUGAUGUGGAGCUCUUCUUCGACGAUAGUGAGCUAAGCGAUAGCUUGAGCGUGGCAACCGACGAUGAAGACCGCGAGAUCUUUGAAGAGUCUUCGUCCUCACAGGAACUGGCUCUUAGAACAGGCCGGCCACAGACCAAUUUCGUUCCAGGUACACUGAGCCAUGACCAGCUUCCUAAGCUACCAACGCCCUCGUAUGCCAACUCCAUAGCGAACAAGAGGCUCUCACAAGAUCUGAAGGCCCUGCUCGAUGUCCAGAACAACACACCGCUUCAUGAGCUUGGCUGGUACAUUGAUCCUAGCAAAACUGACAACCUGUACUGUUGGAUAGUUGAACUACAUUCGUUCCACAUGUUCAACGAAGGAAGUCGUGUGCUGCCGCUUGUCACCGACAUGAAGAAUCACAACGUCAUGAGCAUCGUCCUUGAACUCCGCUUUCCCGGCUCCUACCCCAAUAACCCGCCAUUCAUUAGAGUUGUCCGCCCUCGCUUCCUUCCCUUCAUGAACGGCGGCGGCGGUCACGUCACUGCAGGAGGUGCUAUCUGCCAUGCCGUUCUCACCACUGACGGCUGGCUACCCACUAACACCAUUGAUUCUGUCCUGUUGCAGAUCCGCCUGGCCAUGGCCUCGACCGACCCCAAACCUGCACGCUUGCAGAUCAGGGGCACAUAUGCCGAUGGUGACUCCAACUCGUAUGGCACUAGAGAGGCCGUCGAAGCUUACAAGCGUGCUUGCAUGGCUCAUGGAUGGACUGUCCCUGCCGACUUUGACCAGACUGUUGCCGAAGAGCCGCAGCAGCAUUAA
Molecule: messenger RNA, 3348 nt
Organism: Aureobasidium uvarum
Lineage: Eukaryota; Fungi; Ascomycota; Dothideomycetes; Dothideales; Saccotheciaceae
Source: the annotation of a GenBank genome assembly